Messenger RNA from Rhinichthys klamathensis goyatoka, 2502 nucleotides. It is a transcript of the gene sirt1, whose product is annotated as sirtuin 1. The record is from RefSeq and is a predicted model, not a curated record. Gene Ontology annotation, molecular function: NAD+ binding. Lineage: Eukaryota; Metazoa; Chordata; Actinopteri; Cypriniformes; Leuciscidae. Bases 39 to 2036 code for a protein of 665 amino acids. The transcript is spliced from 10 exons.
CCCGCGCCCCUCCUCCACUCGCUCACUCCCUGGCGAAGAUGGCGGACGGCGAGACUAAACGGGCCGAACCCGCCGACGCCGCUGAGCUGGACGGGCCGGUUCUGAAGAGACCGAGGCUCCGAGACCCGCUCGGUGAUUCGAAACACAGCGAUGCUGGUGGAACCGAGCCGGUGAAGGCGGAACCGGCGCUGAUGGACGAGUCCCGGCAGGCCUCCUUCCACAACAACAACAAGCGCACUGAACCCGGGCUCACCGCCGAACCAGAACCCGAGCUCUCCGCGUUAAUUGACGAAGCUGUCCAUCCCAGUGGGUUCACGUCACCUGAUCUUCUUCGUGAUGAUGAUGAUGAUGAUGACUGCUCUUCUCACGCCAGCUCCAGUGAUUGGACGCCCCAACCACAGAUUGGGUCGUAUCGGUUCAUUCAGCAGCACAUCAUGAGAGGAACUGACCCGAGGGCCAUUCUGAAAGAUUUGCUUCCCGAAACGGUGCUUCCACCGGACCUGGAUGACAUGACACUGUGGCAGAUCAUCAUCAACAUCUCAGAGCCGCCCAAAAGGAAAAAACACAAAGACAUCAACACAUUAGAGGACGUCGUCCGACUCCUGAACGAGAGAAAGAAGGUUCUGGUGCUCACCGGCGCUGGGGUGUCCGUUUCCUGCGGGAUUCCUGACUUUCGCUCUAGAGAUGGAAUAUACGCUCGACUCGCUGUGGAUUUUCCUGAUCUUCCUGAUCCUCAAGCCAUGUUUGACAUAGACUACUUUAGAAGAGAUCCCAGGCCUUUUUUCAAAUUUGCCAAGGAAAUCUACCCAGGCCAGUUCCAGCCGUCUCCGUGUCACAGGUUCAUCUCAACGCUGGAUAAGAAGGGAAGGUUACUGAGGAACUACACUCAGAACAUCGACACACUGGAGCAGGUCGCCGGGAUCCAGAAGAUCAUUCAGUGUCAUGGUUCUUUUGCGACUGCUUCCUGUCUUGUCUGUAAACAUAAGGUUGAUUGUGAGGCCGUAAGGGAGGAUAUAUUCAACCAGGUUGUUCCUCACUGUCCGAGGUGUCCGUCAGAUAUCCCGUAUGCCAUCAUGAAACCAGACAUUGUCUUCUUCGGCGAGAAUCUUCCAGAAUUUUUCCACAGAGCCAUGAAGCAGGAUAAAGAUGAGGUGGACCUUCUCAUUGUGAUCGGCUCCUCGCUGAAAGUGCGGCCAGUGGCUCUUAUACCCAGCUCUAUACCUCAUGACGUGCCUCAAGUCCUGAUAAACCGCGAGCCGCUGCCGCACCUGAACUUCGACGUGGAGCUGCUCGGAGACUGUGACGUGAUUGUGAACGAACUCUGCCAUCGUCUGGGUGGCGACUUUGAGCAUCUGUGCUACGACUCGUCACGUCUGAGCGAGAUCACAGAGAAACCAGCCGCCCUGUUACACGCCGAGAGCACGUCCUCAGACCCCGUCACACACACUGAUCACGCUCAGCCCGUCACACACACUGAUCACGCCCAGCCCAUCACACACACUGAUUGUCAAACUUCACUGUCUCCCAAAAAAUCCCCUGAAAUGGCGUCUUCUCCAGGAGCCAGACGAACAAGCCCUCGUUCAGAGCCGCUCCCGGAAACUGAGACGGACGAGUUGGACUCCAACCCAAGAGCUUGUUCUCCAAAGCCGGCGAGUCCCUGUAGGACAGCAGAAGCACGGGACGCUACUGACGACACACAGAUCCAAGACACAGGCGAUCGUCAACGUGUCGAAGUGCGGAGGCGCUGCUGGAGGAGCCGAAUCUGCCAGAGUCCAAUCAGCAAACGACUCGGAGCCUCGCAGUAUUUAUUCCAAGCGCCGAACCGCUACAUCUUCCACGGGGCCGAGGUUUACUCCAGUUCAGAAGACGAGACGUCCAGUUCCUGCGACAGCGACGGCUCUCGUUUCAGCGCCAACGCCUUCGACAACGAAGAAGACAGUGAGGAAGAGGAGGAAGAGGCUUCACCAGAGACAGAGAAAGACAGUGAACACACACGCCUUCAGACAGACUGCACAGCAAACACACACCGCCUCUAAAACACAGCGGCCCGCUGGACUUCACGUGCUCCAGUCUCUUUUAUAUAUUUUUGUAUUUCCCUCCCUCUCCUGUUAUGUCUUCUAAUGCAUGCAACAUCUCUCUCGUUUGGCCUAUAAACCUUUCUUUUGUUUGUAUUUUUGCAUUUUUAGAUGUAAAAUAUACGUUUUUGGUUCCGGUGAAUGUUUCUGCCUGAGAACACAGUUGAGUUGAACUUGCCAUGUAAUUGUUUGGGAUAAAAAAAAGGGAAUGUUUUUCAAACCAAAGAUCACUUUAUCUGUAUAGUUUGCUUUUUUUUCACUGAAUUUACAAGUUCCUUGUUGGAUCUAAGCACUGUUCAUGUGGCAUUUGCCAGCUACUGUUGAAGACUUUUAUACACAGUAGAGUUUAAUAGUCAUCAAACAGAUGUUUGCCAUGAGUUUUCAGUUCCUGAACGUAUAGAAAUAAAUUAUUUACAUGCUUUCACUA